This is a messenger RNA of Chaetomium globosum CBS 148.51, 1656 nucleotides long. RefSeq lists its product as uncharacterized. The record is from RefSeq and is a predicted model, not a curated record. NCBI's taxonomy places the organism in Eukaryota, Fungi, Ascomycota, Sordariomycetes, Sordariales, Chaetomiaceae. The transcript has 5 exons. The coding region runs from base 1 to 1656 and encodes 551 amino acids.
AUGUCCGUCGGUUUCGGCUUCUCCGUUGGUGAUUUCCUCGCCGCCCUACACCUCGUGGGCACUGUCAUUGAUGCCUUGCGCGAGGCCUCCGACUCGGGUGCCGCCUAUCGCGAGCUGCUUACCGAGCUGUUUGCCCUCGAGACCGCCCUGUUACACGUCAAGCGCCUCGACCUCGACGAUGGACAACGCACCGAGAAAAUAGCGCUGCGACAGGCUGCAGCCCAUUGCCAGCGUACCAUCGACAAGUUCUGGGACAAGAUACAGAAAUACCAACCGCACCUGCAAGAGGGCGGCACGGGAUCCCGCAUCAAGGACUCAUGGAUCAAGAUCAAGUGGGCGGUGUGCAAGAAGGACGACGUGGAACAGUUCAAGGCGGAUUUGAGGGGCCACACCGGAUCGAUCCAGGUUCUCUUGUUGGCCGUACAGAUGGAGGCUACCACCAUGCAGUCGAGGAGGCAGAACGAGAGACAAAAUACACUGGCUGGCAGGAUACAAGAGUCCUCGGUGCAGUGGCUCAGCAAGCUGUCUGUCAUAACGGAUGGUGUCAACCACAGCGUGCAACAAGGAAAGGCGCUCCUCGACGCCACAGCAAAGAUUAUUCAGACGAACCUGCGGGUGUUCCAAAUGAUCUUCGAUAUCCACCAGUACAUUCUGCAAGUCCCAUCGCAGAUCAACCGCCAACAGCCCGUCUACAUGAUUGAUGCGUUUGGGAAGGAAUCGCCCUUCCACCUGGAAUUCGUGCGGUCGGCAGAAGCAUUUAUGGCGAUUUUGAAGGUGAAUUUCAAGUCAAAUGGGUCCCAAAAGAUUGAGCGUGGCGAAUUCGUGAUAGAGGAUGACGGCACGAAGCGAGAUGUCGACCUUACCAGCGACUGGGGCACUUGUUUUUUUCCCGGCCAACGCGUUUCGAUGAGCAUGGUAUUUAAAAGUCUCAAGAACGCGACAACGUCAACCUGUCCUAGUUGUGGAACCGAAUCUGGAUCGGCACCUGACCGAGAAGUGGUGUGGUAUGUACAAGCUCAUCAACUUGGAAUCAUUGAGCCCGUAGACUUACCUGGUUCUAGCGAGAAAUGCGGUGUCACUUUCCGUCGGGUGAGAGAAGAAUCUGACGAGAUGCCGCCGCCGCUACACCAAACUACGUUGUCGGAAAAGGUUCAAUCCCCUGACCGUUUACCCGGAGUCGGACCACAACCUCCCAAGAGGAAGAGCGAGGCCGAGGGCGUUGACGAUGUUCGAGGAUUCCGACGAGUACGAUUAUUGGACUCGGGAACCCGCUGCAAGAUUUACUUCUGGAUGGGUAACGAAUGGCGGGGCCGUGGAACGGGCUACGGGGAAGUUCGUCUCGUUGGGCUAACUGCGACCAAUCUAGACACCAUUCUCGCUUGGAUGAGCGUAUACUCUGGUACCCUCCAGGCACUCAGAUUCCAAACCGUGGAGGGGUGUAGGGCAGUCUGGAACCAACUCCCGAGUCAAGGGCGAGUGACGGCUAGAAAUUCCUGGCGGGCCAAUACGAAGCGCCGCCCUAAGCUCGGUAUCGAUCCGCAAGCCGACCGCCAGCUCGGCCACGAGUCUCAGGAGGAUCCUGAUGAAGAUGCACGUCGGAACUCCGAGACCAUUAUGCGCAGAAAUAUAAGCCUCGUGGUGGAGUUUCCAAGCUAG